Halichondria panicea is the source of this 833-nucleotide messenger RNA. RefSeq names its product protein LSM12-like. The record is from RefSeq and is a predicted model, not a curated record. Lineage: Eukaryota; Metazoa; Porifera; Demospongiae; Suberitida; Halichondriidae. The coding region runs from base 123 to 626 and encodes 167 amino acids. The transcript has 4 exons.
UUACUUAUUUCUAUAUAAUGCUCCUACUAUCUGAUCUACUGCAUGCAUGCACUGUACUGUAUAUAUACUGGACUACUGUGCCUGCCUAAAGAGCUAGAGUUAGAGAGAGUGGCCGGGCUAUAAUGGCAGUACCACCAGGAGGAGCUCUGCUGACAUGUACCACCAGUCGGGGAGAUGAUUUGAGGGGAAGUGUGAUUGCUAUGGACGAGAAGACGAAAGUUGUCAUCAUCAAAGAAACCACUGACUCUGUUGGAGAUUCCGUCCAGAUUAUCAAUCUUCACCAUGUGUCAGAUCUCAAAAUAUCAGGCCACACCCAGCUCACCGCACCCACAAACCUCCCGGCCAUUAACCUGCAGAAGGUGCAACAAAGAUUGGAGCAAAACGUUGUCGCUAAACGGAAGAAAACCGAGAGCCGAGGGGUUAAUGUUUCAGAUGAGGCCCAACAGCUGUUCGACUCUUUGGCAAAACUUUACAGUGACACUCGGUGGAAGAGCAGUGAUAUAGUGAUAUUGAGUGAUGUCAGGAUCUCCCCUCCUUAUACACCUGACAGUUGUACGGGUUCCAACAGUCUCCUGGCUAGGAUUCAGAAGUUGGUACGGAAGUUUCAAGAGGACAAAAAGAACUGACUGAACUAUCUCUCUGCACACAUGAACCAUCUUAUAAUAACUCCAUAGUAUACUGAACACUCAUAUACCACAUUUCUUUCUAUACAACACAUGCUUUGCUGUUUUGUAUUGUAUCACAUGACAUGUCGUGUCUUAUAACUAGUCACAACUUGUACAUUGUUAUUUCCUGUACUUCCUCUAUAAUAAUUAUACACGUGCUAUUACAUG